GAACUAUUCAGCACUGAUGAAGUCUGAAAACAUGCAAACUAACGAGGACGGUUAUGAUUCAGACGACUUCAUGUGAGCUGAAAACUAAAGCAAGAAAUCUGCCAACAGGACUCUCUGCUGCUUUACUUGAUGAACUUCUUCACAGUUGAAAGAUAAAAACAAGAAAUGGACACAUUUGGUUUUGGGACACUUGGAGCAGAAAGUGAAGUGAAGAUGUAGCUUUUCUCCACUCAGCUCUGCUGCUCCACAGGGACAAACUCAAACUAAUUAUUUUUUUACUGUCACAUUAAAGAUGACACAAACUGUU
Messenger RNA from Austrofundulus limnaeus, 307 nucleotides. Its product is annotated as coiled-coil domain-containing protein 25. Lineage: Eukaryota; Metazoa; Chordata; Actinopteri; Cyprinodontiformes; Rivulidae. The record is from RefSeq and is a predicted model, not a curated record.